UUUUCACGUGAAAACACAAUGAACACAUUGACAAUUUUAAAGCGCAACCAUCGUAUGAAAAAUUCUCGUUUUCUGUUUUGACAUCUCUUACCAACAACCAAAGUCAUCUUGAACCGAAGCGGAAGUUAAGCCGAUGACGGUGAACUUUGCGAUGGAAGUAAUUCUCUGACAGCAUGGAUGAAUACAUUAAGGAGUAGGUAGCUUUUGCCAAAGGAGUUUGCAGGAAUUUCACUUCAUACCAGUCACCAGCAAUAAAGGUGUGUUUUCGACAAUGACCUCUUCGGUUUUCUCCUCCAUUGAGCCUGGAAUACUGAACGAAAUAUGCGCAUUGCACGAGGAAUUUUGCAGCGAUCCUUACAGGAAGAAGGUGGAUCUUGUUAAAGGAGCUUAUCCGACGGACGAAGGAAAACCAUGGGUUUUGCCUGUGGUCAGGAAAACUGAAAUCAUUCUGGCAAACGAUGAAAAUACCUUUCAUGAGUCUGAACAUUUUCUGAGCUCCAGCGAGUUUACUGAUGCAGCCACUUCCUCACUACUGGGCGAAAAAUCCAUCGCCGUUCAAGACAAGAGGACGUUGGGCGUCCAGACAGUGGGUGGUACUGGAGCUCUCUCCAUCGGUGCACAAUUCCUUAAGAAGAGUUUGGGACGCUCACACUUUUACUUAUCUGACCCCCAUUGGAACGCCUACGAAGUCAUAAUCAUGCAAGCAGGUUUCGAGAAAAGCUCUCGUUACCGAUAUUGGAAUGCGGAGAAACAAUGCAUUGACAUGGAUGGACUUUUGGAGGAUUUGUCAAAGGCAGAGCCAACUUCGGUCGUUUUACUCCAAGCGUGUGCGCAUAACCCGACUGGGUGUGAUCCUACCCCCGAACAGUGGGCAAAAAUAGCUUCUCUCAUGAAGAAAAAUAGAUUGUUCCCAUUCUUCGACAUAGCUUAUCAAGGUUUGGCGUCUGGUGAUAUGGACGAAGAUGCAGAGGCUGUUCGCUAUUUCGUUGACCAGGGUUUCGAGUUACUGUGCGCGCAAUCUUUUUCUAAGAACUUUGGUCUUUACGGUGAACGAGUAGGAAGCCUCACUAUUGUCUCAAAUUGUGCCCAUACAAUGCCUCAUAUAGUAUCCAAGAUGAUUAACAUCGCUGAGGGCAAUUAUCUGGUGCCACCCCUCCAUGGAAGUAGGAUUGUUGCAUCCGUUUUAAAAACGCCAGCUCUCUUUCAAGAAUGGCAAAGUUGCGUUAAAACUAUGCUCGAUCGAAUAAUAGCAAUGAGAAGGGGCCUUAAGGAGAGAUUAGAGGCGUUGAAAACUCCAGGUUCUUGGGACCAUAUUACAUCCCAGCGAGGCAUGUUCUGCCUUAUUGGCCUAGCGCCUGCUCAAAUUGAGUACUUGAGGAAAAAGCACCAUGUCUAUACAUUGGAAAAUGGGAGGAUGAACGUCGCAGCGCUGACACCCUUAAACUUGGACCACGUCGCCUGGAGUAUUCAUGAUACUGUAUUAAAUGCGAAUGGAUAGAAUGAUUCUAACCAAGAAUAUACUUUGAUGCAAGAUUACCCAGUAAGAGGCCACGCACCCUGAUCGCCACGCGGCCCAACCCCCACAGGACGCUUCGCGCUCUCAUGAGUAACUAAAUCUGAAUUUAGCGGGCUCGUCUAGGAAGCAUAUUACAUAUCGAUAGCCGCAAAAAUCAUGAUAAUCAGCCCGGUAGAUUUUUAGGAUCCACUGAGACAAAAAAUGAACAUUUGCACUGUUUAAAUGGGAUUGUUCACAGCUUGUCGUGUAACAUAAAAAAAAAGAAUGAGAAGAAAAAAAAACAUGGGUCAUGUUUCCAAAAUUUGAAUUGAGCAGACUCAUCUAGAGGUAGAAACGGUAGAACGAAUUGUGACGGAAAAUAAAAAUUUAGAGGCUCGGAGAUCAAUAAUGAAGGAGAUCUUGUUAUUUGAUGGGUGAUUUAUUGGUCAGUAAAAAGGUGAUCCAUUUUGAUAUCCCACACCUGUGGGCAACAAUGCGUGCCUAAGAGAUUUUUUUGUCGGAUAAACGAAGAACUUAGGGCGCUCUGUCAUUUUGGAUCCUAGCACUAAAGCCCGCUGCCGUUGGCGCCGCGGGUGAAGAAGGUGAAUGCUUGGACAGUCAAAACGCCUUCAACUCUGUGGGUAUGCAACACAGACAUCUAUGGAGCCCGAAUAGUUGCAUCGAGGAGUCAUAAUGAAAUUCAUGUACUGAUCGUUGCAUGCGAUACUCACAUAAGGCUUUGCUCUUUUCUGCAUAACUUAAUUUCAGUGUUGCUCAUUCUGCCGAUGAAGUAAACUAUUAUUGUUAUUUA
Molecule: messenger RNA, 2306 nt
Organism: Bemisia tabaci
Lineage: Eukaryota; Metazoa; Arthropoda; Insecta; Hemiptera; Aleyrodidae
Product: aspartate aminotransferase, cytoplasmic
Biological process (GO): L-aspartate biosynthetic process
Cellular component (GO): cytosol
Molecular function (GO): L-aspartate:2-oxoglutarate transaminase activity; pyridoxal phosphate binding
Source: RefSeq, a predicted model, not a curated record